Solea senegalensis (Senegalese sole) is the source of this 2686-nucleotide messenger RNA. It is a transcript of the gene zic5, whose product is annotated as zic family member 5 (odd-paired homolog, Drosophila). The coding region runs from base 171 to 1661 and encodes 496 amino acids. Gene Ontology annotation, biological process: central nervous system development; regulation of transcription by RNA polymerase II. Gene Ontology annotation, cellular component: nucleus. Gene Ontology annotation, molecular function: DNA-binding transcription factor activity, RNA polymerase II-specific; RNA polymerase II cis-regulatory region sequence-specific DNA binding. The record is from RefSeq and is a predicted model, not a curated record. Lineage: Eukaryota; Metazoa; Chordata; Actinopteri; Pleuronectiformes; Soleidae. The transcript is spliced from 2 exons.
UGUGUUCUGCCAAUCGCUUGAGGACAGAGUGGGAAAAGGAGCAAGCAGAGUUAGAAGCCGGACAAAAGAACUUAUAGAACCCUUAUAUACAUAUUUUCCUCAUGUUUUAGGGAGCGCGGUGUGCUGGAAAAACAGUUGCGGUGAGUGCGCAUGGACUUGUCAGUGUAGUUAUGGAACCCCCUUUAAGCAAGAGGAAUCCAGCGAUAAGAUUAGCGGAAUUGGCAGCGACUCAACCCCAUCCUCAUCAGAAUAUGACAGGCUUCCCGGGGCUCGGGGGGCAUCACCCUCUCUCCCACCAUGCCCACCUCCACCCUGGGGAGCUGGGCAACGACCCCGGAGUGGCACUCACUCCAUUUGGACCAGAGCACAUGGCACAGACAAAUGCUCUCAAACUUAGCCCAUCUCAGCACAUUCAGAGCCAUCACGAAGCCCAGACCGCGGCAUCUUUCACUUCCACUCAGACCACAGUUGGUUUCCCCGUGGCUCACCCCCACUCAGGCUACUCAAGCAGCAGGGACUUCAUCCUCAGGAGAGAACUCUCAGCCUCUGCUAUGCAUGCACUUGGCGACCAGCAUAGUUCCGCCUCCUCCCCUCAUCACCAUGGCAUGUUCAUCUCCCCAACAGGUGCCUAUGGGCACACGGAUAGUGGGGCCCAUUCACUUUUUACUGGACUUCACGACCAGGCGUCCCAAGGUGCCCACCACCACCACCAUGCCCUUAACGGGCAGAUGCGCCUGGGUAUACCGGGGGACAUCUACGGCAGGCCAGAGCAUUUCGGGCACAGGCCAGAACACUAUGGACCCUCUUCUCUCCACAGCUACAACUCCAUGAACCUCAAUGUGAACAUCGCUUCUGCUCCUCACGGAGCGGCGGGGGCGUUUUUGAGAUACAUGCGGCAGCCCAUCAAACAGGAGCUCAUCUGUAAGUGGAUUGACCAGGAGCUGAGUCAGAAGAAGCCCUGCUCCAAAACGUACAGCACCAUGCACGAGCUGGUCAACCACGUCACGGUGGAGCACGUCGGGGGACCGGAGCAGAGCUCCCACGUCUGUUUUUGGGAGGAAUGUCCGCGGGAAGGGAAAGCUUUCAAAGCGAAGUACAAACUGAUUAAUCACAUCCGAGUUCACACGGGAGAAAAGCCAUUCCCGUGUCCUUUCCCGGGCUGCGGAAAAGUGUUCGCUCGAUCGGAGAAUUUAAAGAUACACAAGAGGACUCACACAGGGGAGAAACCUUUCAAGUGCGAGUUUGACGGCUGUGACAGAAAAUUCGCCAACAGCAGUGACCGGAAGAAGCACUCCCACGUCCACACCAGCGACAAGCCUUACUACUGCAAAGUCCGCGGCUGUGACAAGUCCUACACGCACCCGAGCUCGCUGCGGAAACACAUGAAAGUCCACUGCAAGUCCCCGCCGCCCCCUUCCACCAACGUCGCCUACAUCCCCUCCACAAACCCCCACGGAGACCCACUCUCGCCCAACACCGAGGCGCACAGAAACCGCUCCUCGAACCUUUCCCCUCAGGUCACCAACCUUAACGAGUGGUACGUGUGUCAGGGAAGCGGUGGACAACCCAACCACCUCCACACGCCCUCCAGCGACUUACCCACGUCUGACUCAGACGACGAGGACUCUUUCAGGAACUCAGACCCGAGGACAAUGCUCUGAUGCCCCCCCCGUCAUAGUUGUCCCAUUAAAGUGUGUACAUCCAUGCUGACCCGCGCCACAUCAGGAUAUCGAUCAGUUGUUCUCACUGUAGUAUGAUUAAACGACAGUGAUACAGUAACACACACAUAUGUCGUGGAUGCAAUGCUGGCCUCGUUACGUCAGAGGGAAGAGACUUUGACCUUUUGGUUGAUUUGCUUCUUUUUUUGUUGUUUCGUUUUUUUUAUGAGAUGCAGAUCAGAAAAUAAAACAUUUAUGGAGCAUUAGAAAUACAAUUAAACGUUUUCGAACCCCUUAUCUUAAAUAGCCAUUCAAAAUGGUUUCUGUCUAUAACUUUUUAAAAUCAUUUGUUUCCCCCCAACAAGAGCAGUUUGCUGAUUUUUAAUUAACUGCAUGUCUAAGGACUCAACUGGUGUGAUGAAGUGACAUCUUUCAUGUGACCUCCCAUCAUUCCCCUUGCAGUUUAAUAACUGGGCUGCUAUCAAUCACUGUCAAGUCCCAGACAUGCAAGGGAGAUAAAUGGUACUCCUUGUAAAAACAAACUGGCAACAAAUAAUUAAUGGACAUAAUCUAGUGAGGAUAUAUAGUGGAGGAUUUUUUUUUUUAUUUAGUAUUAUUAUUAUUAUUAUUAUUAUUUUAUUUCUCUGAUGAGAUAUUGUACAAAACUUUGAUAAUGGAAGGGUAAGGGGGGAAAAGGAGGCAGACAUCUGUGUGUCUUACAGGUUCUCGUUUAUCUUUUCAGAUUUAUACAAUACAUGUGUUUGGAUGGAAUUUUUGUAAUAUUUAAUAACUAUUUAAGUCUAUAUUUUAUGCACAGUACACACGUGUUAUGCUCGUUAAAGAGUAUGAGUGAAGUCCCUGGAGACCCUAAAUGUCUACACUGACAGGUUUUGACCCUGUAGGAUUUGUAUAUAUGUCAUUGUGCUGAUGCUUGUGAAUGUUGUGUAGUUUUAAUUACGGAGAAAAAAAAACAACGUUGUUUUGUACAUUGUAAUUUAUUUGCUGGUAUCAAUGUUGUACUGGAAUUA